AUGAGCUUGACGCUGCUUCAAGGCUAUUCCUCUGCAGAAGAAGAUGAUGCAGAGGAGAGAACUAUUGGAGAUUACGAGAACUCCGACGAAGAUGGAGAUCACGGCGUUCAGAGAUACGGAUCUUCGUCUGUCUUCGAUUUCACUGCAUCUCACUCCGCUAAAGACUCUGGCCUUCCUUCCGCUAACGACGUUUUCUCUCAGAUUUCAGGUCCACCGGAGUUUCUAAACAACCACACAGAAGCGGAUGAAGAAGCUUCAGCUAGAGAUGCAGAGCAUGCAGAUCGUAUUAGUCGCAAAAGGAAGAAAGUAAAACCAAAAGGUGUUGUCAUGGAAGCAAAACCUCAGCUAGUAGGAAUCCAUGAGAGAGUAAGAAGCGAUAUCGAUGCACCACCGCCUUCAGAGAGUGGUGAGAAGCGGAUAUCGACUGCAACCAAUCCAAAUGCAGAAGAAGCUGCAGAUCUCUUGAGGAUGUGCCUGCAAUGCGGAGUACCCAAAACAUAUACAAGCGCGAGAGGAAUGGUAUGCCCGGUUUGUGGUGACCGGCCAUUACCAGACUCAGACGGGAAGAAGAAAGGCUCUACGAUCAAAGAUAAAGAGAAGAGCAAACGAAUGAGAGGACAAUCCUCUCACGCUUCUUGGAAAAGUGAAACCGAGAUGCAACUUAGGCAAACUUUCGAUUAA
Molecule: messenger RNA, 681 nt
Organism: Microthlaspi erraticum
Lineage: Eukaryota; Viridiplantae; Streptophyta; Magnoliopsida; Brassicales; Brassicaceae
Source: the annotation of a GenBank genome assembly